Electrophorus electricus (electric eel) is the source of this 1342-nucleotide messenger RNA. RefSeq names its product prefoldin subunit 2 (gene pfdn2). Gene Ontology annotation, cellular component: prefoldin complex. Gene Ontology annotation, biological process: protein folding. NCBI's taxonomy places the organism in Eukaryota, Metazoa, Chordata, Actinopteri, Gymnotiformes, Gymnotidae. The record is from RefSeq and is a predicted model, not a curated record.
GUCCUCACGCCCACGGCUGUUCAUUUCAUGAUGGCAGCGAACAGUACCAGCGGCACGGGAGGUAAAAGUAGCGGAGGAAAGCAGUCCGGACCAUCUGCUGAGCAGGUGGUGGCUACGUUCCAGAGGAUGCGGCAGGAGCAGCGCAGUAUGGCCUCCAAGGCUGCAGAGCUGGAGAUGGAGAUCAAUGAACACAGCCUAGUCAUCGACACCCUGAAGGAUGUAGACCCCUCACGGAAGUGCUACCGUUUAGUUGGAGGUGUGCUUGUGGAGAGGACUGUUAAAGAAGUCCUGCCUGCACUGGAAAACAAUAAAGAACAGAUAUCAAAGAUUGUGGAGUCACUCAAUACGCAAAUGCAAGCAAAAGGACGAGAGCUCACAGAAUAUCGGGAACGUUACAACAUCCGAUUGGUUGGUGAAGAUGACAAACAGGGCAAAAACACCACCAGUCAAGCCAAAGAGAGUGAAGGAGGCGGGUCUAAAAGUGGAGCCGGAGUCCUUGUUUCUUAGUCACUUUAGGUGCUAGCUGUUAUAAACUUGCUUGAUGGAAUUGAGUUUAAGAGGGCCUGAAUAUUGUGAAAUCACAAUUUUUCAUGUGAAUUUUGUAUAUUCAUAAUAUUGCAUUGUCAGUAUAUCCAAAGUUGCACCUUAGGACAGGUCACCACAUCUGAAGUGGUGUAUUUUUAAGAUUCAUCAGUACAGUCACAAAAGUCCAAAUUAUGGGUAUCUUUUUUGAGUCGUACUUCCUAAUUUCCUAGAAAUGCUUUGUGUAGAAUGAUGUAGAGCGAGGGAAAUAUGCAAAGCCUUCAUUGCUUCAACACACCCAAAGUGUGAACGCAGCUGGGAAUCAGAGUACUUAUUGAGGAACCGCUUUUGCUUUUCAUUCUGUGAGGAACAUUUACAUGCAUGGAAGGGAGCUAAUCCUGCACUGAGUCUCUUACAUUAAUACAUUUGAAUUUAAGGCAUUUUGCUCAGCUAAAGUCACUUCAUUAAACAGACUGUCAAAAAAAGCAAGUUCCACUUUUAACAAUUGUUUUACUAAGGAGCUGGAAGUGUGGGAUAUAACUACACAAUCAGAGUACUUGUGAGGAACUGUGUAGUGUCCACUUUUUUGAGCUGGAGAAAUACAGCCAAUGCAUUGAAAAGAAUACAGUUCAGAAAGUGAAAACAUUGCUUCAGUUAGGAAUAGAAUAGUGUAUUUUGAUGUUUACGUUGCCCACAUCUUUGGACGUUGACCUACUUGGUCACUCAAACUGUUCUUGUGUCAGAGGAGUUUUUUGUGUUUUGUCUUCUUUUUUUUUUUCUUUUUUUUGGUUAAUGAAAUAAAAAAAAAGUUAAUUUUCCC